Molecule: messenger RNA, 789 nt
Organism: Trichoplusia ni (cabbage looper)
Lineage: Eukaryota; Metazoa; Arthropoda; Insecta; Lepidoptera; Noctuidae
Exons: 3
Coding region: 156-650 (164 amino acids)
Source: RefSeq, a predicted model, not a curated record
CUUUUGUAGAAAGAAACUAUACGAAACGUUUGUACUUUGUACUUAGCUAGUGUUAACAAAAGAAAAUGGCGUCAUUCUUCAAUCAGCUGUGAGGAUUCUGUUACCUGUUUUGCUUUAUUUUGUAUCAUUUUUUAUUAUUCAGUUUCAUUUGAAUAAUGCAUUCUCUCAAUAUGUUGUGGUGCGCUCAAAACGAAGAAAGAUGGCUUAAAAAGCAGGAAAGAGACUUUAAUCAUCAGUGCGUCGGCACGAUCGAAGUUAUACCGGAUAGUAUAUUUGUGCAACACUUCAGAUUAAAUAAAUCUACGUUUCGGUCUCUUUGUCAAGAACUACGAGUAAAAACUUCCUUGAGGGGUUCUCAGGAAAUUUCUCUAACAGUUAAGGUGUUGUGCGCUCUUACCUUUUUGGCGACAGGCUCCUAUCAAAGGACUUUUGGUGUUACCCAGCAUGUUGCCCAACGAACAGCUAGCCGAUGCAUCAGACAAGUCGUUGAUGCGUUAAACCACCCUGCUAUCAUGGCGAGAUGGAUAGUAUUUCCGAGAACUCAGCAAGAAAGAGGUUUAAUUAAACAAGAGAAAGUUUCAAAGAAGGUUUGGCUUGCCUGGAGUAAUUGGGUGCAUAGAUUGCACUCAUAUUGCUAUAGUAAAACCUAAUCAGGAAGAACAUCUUUUUUAUAAUAGGAAGGGACAUCAUUCCUUAAAUGUUCAAAUGUUCGAAUGCCAUUCAACGUGGCAAUGCUGCCAGCCUUUUGGGCACACUCCCAGCCGGCAGCGAUGCCGAUGAAUUUUUUGA